Molecule: messenger RNA, 1512 nt
Organism: Nipponia nippon (crested ibis)
Lineage: Eukaryota; Metazoa; Chordata; Aves; Pelecaniformes; Threskiornithidae
Source: RefSeq, a predicted model, not a curated record
AUGGGGCCGCGGAGCCGGGGCCUGCCCUGGGCCCUGGUGCUGCUGGCCUUGCGCGGAGCGGCCGGCGCCCGCCCCAGCUUCGUCCUGUUGCUGGCGGACGACCUGGGCUUCGGGGACCUGGGGAGCUACGGGCACCCGUCUUCUGGCACGCCCCACCUGGACCGGAUGGCUUCCCGAGGGCUGCGGUUCACCAGCUUCUACAGCAGCUCCCCGGUGUGCAGCCCGUCCCGGGCAGCCCGGCUGACCGGCCGUUUCCAGAUGCGCUCUGGGGUUUACCCCGGUGUGUUUGACCCAGACUCGCGGGGAGGCCUGCCGCUGUCUGAGGUCCCCAUUGCAGAGGUGCUGAAGGCUGAGGGUUAUGCCCCAGCCAUGGUUGGCAAGUGGCAUCUUGGCCUGGGGAUUGGCUCCUUCCUGCCCAUCCGCCAGGGCUUUGACCACUUCUUGGGGGUGCCCUUCUCCCAUGACCAGGGCCCCUGCCAGAAUCUCACCUGCUUCCCACCCGACAUCAAGUGUUUUGGGACUUGUGACCAAGGCUUAGUGCCAGUCCCGCUGCUCUGGAACCAGAGCAUCGUGCAGCAGCCGUCUUUCCCUGAUCUGGUGCCACUCUACAACAAAUUCUCCCGGGACUUCAUCGCUGACUGUGCGCGACGAGGCCUCCCCUUCCUGCUCUACUAUGCCUCCCACCAUACACACUACCCCCAAUUUGCAAGCCAGGAGUAUGCAGGGCAGUCGCGGCGUGGGCCGUUUGGUGAUGCACUCUUGGAGUUUGAUGGCUCGGUGGGACAGCUGCUGCAGGCACUGCAGGAAAAUGGUCUUGCAAACACAACCUUGAUGUUUUUCACCUCUGACAAUGGCCCUUCCACCAUGAGAAUGGCACGUGGAGGCAGCUCUGGCCUUCUGAAGUGUGGGAAGGGCACGACGUACGAAGGUGGUAUGCGGGAACCAGCAGUGGCUUAUUGGCCAGGCCGUAUCACUCCAGGAGUGACGCAUGAGCUGGCAAGCACCCUGGACAUCCUGCCAACCCUGGCUACCCUGGCUGGAGCAGCUCUUCCUAAAGUUGCCCUGGAUGGCUAUGACCUGAGUCCGGUGCUGUUUGGGUCAGGGAAGAGUCCCCGUCAGACAAUGUUCUUCUACCCGCCGUCUCCCGAUCCGCUGCAUGGCCCCUUCGCUGUCAGGCUUGGGAAGUACAAGGCCCAUUACUUCACAAAAGGUUCCUUUCACAGUGAUACGACCCCAGACCAGGCCUGCCAUGGGCUGACCCCGCUGACCCCUCACUUGCCCCCGCUGCUCUUUGACCUGGAGUCAGACCCAGCCGAGAACUAUGAUCUGCUGCAGAGCGGUGCAGGGCCGGAGCUUCUGCAAGUCCUGAAGGAGAUCGAACUGCAGAAAGUCCUUUUUGAACAGCGCAUGGAAUUUGGGGAAAGCCAGAUCAGGAAGGGCAGGGAUCCCACGCUGCAGCCCUGCUGCGUACCAAACUGCACUCCUAAGCCCUCCUGCUGCCGCUGCUCCUAG